GGGGCCGCGCAGGCGCGAUGGCGGCGCGGGCAGCGAUGGCGGCGGGCGGCGGGGCUCGGCCCGCGGUGGUGCUGGGCGCGAUGGAGAUGGGCCGGCGAGCCGGGCCCGAGGCGAGCGCCGAGCUGCUGCGAGCCUUCCUGCGCCGCCGCUACCGCCUCCUCGACACCGCCUUCAUGUACGCGGGCGGCGAGUCCGAGCGCAUCCUGGGCGCGCUGCUGGCCGGCGGCACCGAGCCCGUGGAAGUGGCCACCAAGGCCAACCCGUGGGAUGGGAAGACGCUGAGGCCGGAGAGCGUGCGCUCGCAGCUGGACACGUCCCUGCAGAGGCUGCAGAGGACGAGUGUGGAGCUCUUCUACCUGCACGCUCCUGACCACGGCACCCCGGUGGAGGAGACCCUGCGUACCUGCAAUGAGCUGCACAAAGAGGGGAAGUUUAAAGAGCUUGGCCUGUCAAACUAUGCUGCGUGGGAGGUGGCAGAAAUCUGUGCCAUCUGCAAGUACAACAAAUGGGUGAUGCCAACUGUGUACCAGGGAAUGUACAACGCGACCACUCGCCAGGUGGAGACCGAGCUGUUCCCCUGCCUGAGGCACUUCGGGCUGCGCUUCUACGCCUACAACCCUCUGGCAGGGGGGCUGCUGACCGGCAAGUACAAGUAUGAGGACAAAGACACGCGCCAGCCCACUGGGAGAUUUUUUGGGAAUGACUGGGCUCAGGCCUACAGGGACAGAUAUUGGAAAAAACACAAUUUUGAGGGAAUUGCACUGGUAGAAAAAGCUCUGAAAGAGGCUUAUGGCUCCACUGCACCCAGCCUGGCAUCUGCUGCCCUGCGCUGGCUCUACAACCACUCCAAACUGCAGGGUUCUCUUGGAGAUGCAGUGAUCAUUGGGAUGUCCAACUUGGAGCAGCUGGAGCAGAACCUGGACUACAGCGAGGAGGGUCCCCUGCUGCCGGCCGUGGUGCAGGCGUUUGACGAGGCCUGGAACCUGAGCGCACACGACUGCCCCAACUACUUCCGCUAGGGAGCGCUGGGACAGCGGCCCAGCCCCGCAGAGGUACCGCCCUCCCUGCCCUCCCAGCCACGCCUGGAGGCCUGCAGGUUUCUCCUCAAUCAAUGAAGCUUUGUAGGAUCCACACCCGUGCCUUGGUCCUCCCUCCUGGCUCCCCCAGCACAGCCUGUGAUUCGGGAUGCAGCUGAUCAGGAAAAUGAACAUGUUAAUGAGGUGAAGGCCCCUGUUGUGCUUUAAUGUGAAAUCUUAAAUAAUUACAUACAAGAAUAAAACCUCUUUCUAGUGCAGACCCCAUGUCUGACCUGUACCUGGAACCUGGCAUCUCUGGCAGCACUUGGGGACUUGGAAUCACAGAAUUUCAGGAUGGUUUGGGUUGGACGGUGCUUAAAUCUCAUCUUGUUCCACCCCCUGCCAUGGGCAGGGACAUCUUCUACUAUCCCAGGAUGCUCCAAGACCCAUCCAGCCUGGCCUUGGACACUGCCAGGGAUACAAAGUCCCAAGGAUUGAGCUAAGUAUCUUCUUCUGUGUCAGCAUCUUUAAAGUUCCAUUACAUUUACACUCUUUCUGCCCAGUUUGAGCUCACAUUCCCUCAGAUCCCAGAAUACACCAACAGUAACAGGCAGAGCAACAACCAUCUGAAGUUUCACAUAGAUAUUUAUAUAAAUAUAAAAAAAAGCAUAGCUAGGUCAUUGUAUAUGAAGAUCAUCCCAGUCCAGGUGCAUCCAGGGAAGGGAAAUGUCCUCCUCUUUUUGUCCCUAAAAUAGAACUGUCUGGUGUCCAAGCUGUUAGUCCUCAUUGCUGCCAUCAUCAUCAUCCUCUUCCUCUUCCUCCUCCUCUGCUGUGUCUUCCACGAGCUUCUGGAAGUCUCCAGUCUCAGAAUUCCACAGGAACUUCAUGGUGACUUUAAACUCUGCCAUCUCGUAGCCAAAGAGUUUCUAGGAGAGGACACAAAUCUAUUCCUGCUUUUCUGUCCCUGUGCCCAGCCUAGCAAAACAGUGAAUUCUGCUUCUGAGUGGGAAGUGGAGCAAAGCAGGAACCAAAAUAAUGGCUGCUAAGUUUUAGGAGUUGUGUUAAUUAAUGAAUAGUAAUUUUGCGUCUGGAA
Messenger RNA from Oenanthe melanoleuca, 2109 nucleotides. It is a transcript of the gene AKR7A2, whose product is annotated as aldo-keto reductase family 7 member A2. The record is from RefSeq and is a predicted model, not a curated record. The coding region runs from base 18 to 1019 and encodes 333 amino acids. The transcript has 7 exons. Lineage: Eukaryota; Metazoa; Chordata; Aves; Passeriformes; Muscicapidae.